This is a messenger RNA of Cylindrotheca closterium, 384 nucleotides long. Lineage: Eukaryota; Bacillariophyta; Bacillariophyceae; Bacillariales; Bacillariaceae. The record is from the annotation of a GenBank genome assembly.
AUGGAGUCUCAUCAACAUUACCAAGCCGCUCGUCGACAGAAAAUCAUGCUCGUCAUGUUUGUUCUUAUGAUACCUCCUGUCUUCCUUGUUAGUUUCGGAACUUUGCAUUCUCUGUUCAAGCAGCAAGAAGAGAUGAACGAAUUGUCGUCCAUUUCGUCCAUUUCCGAAUCUUCGUGGGGUUCCUCUUCCACAGAUGAUGAUGAUGUUGAGAAUGAUGAUAAUAACAACAGCAAUAAGGAUGGAAGCAAUAGUUCCAACUCGAAUUCCAAUUCCAACGAUUUGGAUAUUACCAGCAGCAGUGACCGAAAUAACACAAUCCCCACCACCACCACCACCACCAAUACAUCACUAAGACAAAAUUUGUUGAAAGACUCGAGACAAUGA